AUGACUCUCGACGGGAGAAUCCAGGCUAUUCAGGAAGAAUCGCAGCAAUUCCCCUGCGACAACGCCGUCCACUCCGUCCACUGCGUAUCCACUAAACCCGUAAGAAUCGAUACACGGAACAUGACCGUGUACAUACCCUCCGGUGAGGACUCGCAGAACGAGACGUCCAUCGUGCCGUUCGUGCGACACGGAGACUUACCGAAGAUCUCCCCUGUUCGGAUGAUUUUGUAUGGCAACAACACGGACCCGCCCCCGUGCGAGUUCCACCACCGCCUCCCGGCCGUGGUGUUCUCCUCGGGGAGCACGGGGAACGUGUUCCACGAGUUUAGCGAGAUCAUCAUCCCUCUCUUCAUUACCACCAUGCACUUCGGGUCGCGCGUUCUCCUCGUCAUCGAGGACUACAAGCCCUCGUUCGUCGCAAAAUACCGCGCAAUCCUCUCCCGUCUCUCGUACCACGAGCCUAUCAACGCGGCCGCGAACGCUACCAUCCAUUGCUUCCCGUCUACCGUAAUCGGGCUAAAGUACCACGACGACCUGGCACUGAAUGCCAGUGACAUCCCAGGAGGGUACGGAAUGCCAUCAUUCCGUACCUUCCUGCGCACCGCCUUCGGCCUGCGGUACGCGCAUGUGUUGCAGGUACCCAGGCCGAGGCUGAUGCUUCUGUCGCGCACUAGCACAAGGAGGUUCCUCAACGAGGACGAAAUGGUCGAUAUGAUCAAGGACGUCGGGUUCCAGGUACUCGUGGUUAGACGGCCGAAACUAGCGUCGAACCUCGAGAAAUUCUCGCGGCUGAUAAACUCGUGCAGCGUGCUGCUCGGCGUGCAUGGCGCGGGGCUCACGAACGAGAUAUUCCUGCCCGCGGGCGCCGUGAUGAUCCAAGUGGAACUUCUCGGCACCGAGUGGGCUUCCAACAGGUAUUACGGUGACACAGCCCGCGCGAUGGGCGUGCGCUACUUGCGCUACCCGAUCGACCGGGACGAGAGCUCGCUGGUCAAGCUAUACGGCCGCAACAGCUCGAUCGUAACCGAUCCGGGAUCGGUGUACAUACAACAUGGUCAAAUACCUUGGAGAACUAUAUUUCUUGGUCUACAGAAUGUAAGAAUCAAUCUUGCUCGAUUUAGGGAAACCAUAGUUGAAGCGCUUAGUUUUGUUACAGAUUCGCCAAUUAUAUGA
Molecule: messenger RNA, 1173 nt
Organism: Salvia hispanica
Lineage: Eukaryota; Viridiplantae; Streptophyta; Magnoliopsida; Lamiales; Lamiaceae
Source: RefSeq, a predicted model, not a curated record